Molecule: messenger RNA, 1521 nt
Organism: Aspergillus ochraceoroseus IBT 24754
Lineage: Eukaryota; Fungi; Ascomycota; Eurotiomycetes; Eurotiales; Aspergillaceae
Exons: 6
Coding region: 1-1521 (506 amino acids)
Cellular component (GO): small-subunit processome
Molecular function (GO): D-amino-acid oxidase activity; FAD binding
Source: RefSeq, a predicted model, not a curated record
AUGGGUGUCGCAAAGAAAACAAAGAAGUUUGCGCAGGUGAAGCGCACCAUCAAGGCUCGGGAUGAGCGGAUGAAGAAAGCGACCGAAAAGACCAAGCCAAAGAAACCCGCUGAGGAGUUGACUCGCCAUGUCCAAGCAGCCCCCACCAACAUGUUCUUCGCUGCAAACACUGCUCUCGGCCCUCCUUACCGAGUCCUGGUCGAUACCAACUUCGUUUCCCACGCUAUUCGCGCAAAGACUGACUUGCUCACAUCGAUGAUGGAUUUGCUCUACGCGAAAUGUAUCCCAACCUUCACCGAUUGCACGAUUGCGGAAUUGGAAAAGCUCGGUGAAAAGUAUCGACUGGCACUGCGGGUAGCAAAGGAUCCGAGAUGGGAGCGGGUCAAGUGUUCUCACAAAGGCACAUAUGCAGAUGACUGCCUGGUUGACAGAGUGUCGAAACAUAGAAUUUAUAUUGUCGGGACCAAUGAUAAAGAACUUUGCCGCAGACUGCGCAAGAUUCCCGCUGGUGUGAUCGGGAUCUCGACAGCGCUCUGCCUGCAGCCACAGCUUGAUCGCUCUCAAUCAAUCUUAAUCGUUGCGCGAGACUUUCCUAACACAACUUCCCUCAACUAUGCCUCUCCCUGGGCAGGCGCACACUACCGACCUGUCCCUGGAUUAUCACCUCAGGCUGUGCGAGAGGAAAAGCAAGCCCAACGGACAUAUGAGCACUUCAAGGUUGUCGCGGCGCAGGAGCCAGGAGCCGGUGUGAAAGCCAUCGAUGGAAUCGAACAUCUCGAAUCGCCUCCGGCAGAAUACCUCGAUGAGGCUGUCAUCCAACAAUCAUACGCUCAUCUGGAUGACUUCCGUCCACUCCCACCCAGUGAAUUGCCCGUGGGGGUCAAGUGGGGAGUUUCCUAUCGCACCUUUGUGGUCAACCCCCCAGUUUAUUGUGCUCAUAUGCUACGCCAAUUCGUCCUGAAAGGCGGCCAGACAAAGGAGCACACCGUCGUCAAUCCCAUGGAGGCCUUCUAUCUCGCAGGCAACGUCAAGACCGUCAUCAACUGCACGGGAAUGGGAUUUGCCGAUCCCAAAUCGUUCAUUAUCCGAGGCCAAACCUGCUUGGUCCGCAAUCCUUGCUCUGCAACCAUCACCCGGCAGAAUUCCGAUGGUACGUGGUCCUUCUGCAUCCCUCGUCCACUUGAAGGCGGCACCAUCAUUGGGGGCACGAAACAGCCACACAAUUGGGAUCCCAAUCCGUCGUCAGACACUCGACAACAGCUGCUCGCGAACGCGGCCAAGUGGUUCCCGUUUCCGCCUGCAAGCGAAGCGAAAUUCGACGUUCUUCGGGACAUCGUUGGCCGUCGACCAGCGAGAGAAGGUGGCGUCAGACUCGAGGCAGAAACGGUAGGUGAUGGCCGCACAAUUGUGCAUGGUUAUGGGUUAGGCGGACGAGGCUUUGAGCUCUCAUGGGGCGUAGCGUCCGAUGUUGUGUCGUUGAUGCAGGAACACGGCCUGGUACAGGGAAAGUCUCUGCUGUAA